GAAUUUAGUUACCUAUGAUACGACGCGUCUGGUCGCGCCCACAUCUAGACCCCUCCAGACGUUUUGACCUGCACCAAUGCGAUCUUUUUAAUCCAUAUACGACCUUUGUCUUUGCUGGAAACCUCGAGUUGCUACGAACAACCCAGGUCGAGGUUUAUUAUCGCCCAUGAUGGCCGACGAAAUUGAAAGCCGAUUCUCCCCCAACAAGCCGCUUGAGCCUGAUGUCCUCAGCGAACUAGAAUCCAUUAUGCGCCUUCAUGGCCUCUCGGCCGAGGAUCUCUUUUUCAAGUGGGAGUCGUAUUGUAUAAAACUGGAUCUUGAUGCUCAGGCACUAAGUCUUGAAGUUCUUCGGAACCUCAAGCAGAGCAUUCAAGAUGAGCUCGAAAACAGCCAUCGAAAAGUCCAGGUCAAGACCGAGAGAAAGGUCGCCAACACACCGAGAGGCACGGCAAAGGGCGGCGAUGUUUUUGGGAUGUUAGAUGGGCUUGUUCCCAGCACUCCAGCGUCGGGGGCAAAGUUGAAUAGGGGUGCUGCGAGUGGCAGUGCUGUUAAGAGAAAGACGGAGACGCCAAAGGGGUUGAUGAGCUCGCCAGCGACAGGUAUGAACGAGCAGCUCAAGUCAUUAAAUGGAUUACCGCCCACAUCAUUCAGUGAUCGAGCAAAUCCAGGAGAGACUGUUGAAAUCCUAAACGAUCGCCUCAAUGCAGCCGAACCACCGAUUGCGCCCUUUGCCGAGCCUCGAGUAAAGCUCACAGCCGCCUCAGAUCAAAAGAAGCUGGGAUACAAGCCAUUGGCCAUGAAACUUUCCGAGGCCAGCGAAAUCCUCGACGACCGGAUUGAUAACUUCAUGGCUCUUAUUCAGCAACAUCAUAAGAUCGAUGAGAACGAGUUCGGUAGUGCCGCUGCGCAAAGUACAACGGAGGUCGUGGCUGUUGGCCGUAUCGCUUCUGACUCCUCAGAAGGAAAACUAAAUGCUGCGUCACUGGUACUGGAAACCUCCAGACGAACAGGAAUGGGCUUACGGGUACCCCUAAAAGUGGACAACAUCCGCUCAUGGAGCUUUUUCCCCGGCCAAAUCGUCGCUUUUCGGGGUACCAACGCCUCAGGGAACGAAUUUGUCGUGAAAGAGGUUCUCGAGGUUCCUCUACUUCCCAGUGCUGCCUCUUUGCCUUCUGCGCUCGAGGGGCAUCGUGAGAGGUUUCGUGGUGGUCCUGAUGCUAUGGACGAAGAUUCAGAACCUGCACCUUUGAACAUUCUCUACGCCUCUGGUCCUUAUACUGCCGACGAUAAUCUCGAUUUCGAGCCACUUCAUGCGCUGUGCAGUCAAGCAGGUGAUACCUAUGCAGAUGCGCUUGUCCUCACAGGACCGUUCCUCGAUAUCGAUCAUCCUCUUAUUGCCACGGGAGAUUUCGAUCUUCCUGAAGAGGCAAACUUUGACCCUGAUACAGCUACUAUGGCGACAGUAUUCAAAUACCUUGUUGCUCCCGCUUUCAACCGCCUUGCAGCCUCCAACCCGCAGAUCACCAUCAUCCUUGUCCCGUCCGUCCGGGACGUAUUGUCAAAACAUGUCUCAUGGCCUCAAGACUCGAUUCCUCGUAAGGAACUCGGCCUUCCCAAAAUGGUCCGCAUUGUCACAAACCCUAUGACUCUUUCGAUCAACGAACUUGUCCUUGGUGUCUCAUCGCAGGAUAUCCUCUCCCAGCUCCGCUCGGAAGAGGUUGUGUCUCGUGGUGGUGGACAACCUGGCACUGAUCUCAUGAGUCGGUUGUGUCGGUACCUAGUUGAGCAGCGACAUUACUUCCCGCUGUUUCCUCCUACAGAUCGCUCUAAGCUACCUAAGACUGGCACGGAAGAUGGUUUGGCUACUGGCGCUGCUCUAGAUUUGAGCUAUCUUGAACUGGGAGAGAUGGUGAAUGUCAGGCCAGAUGUCAUGAUUGUACCUAGUUUGCUACCUCCAUUUGCAAAAGUACGUCUCUUGGCUCGUUUUUUGUCUUCAUUCUUACUAACUGGACAUUAGGUCGUCGAGAGUGUCCUCCUUAUCAAUCCUGGCUACCUUUCUAAGCGUCGCGGCGCAGGUACCUAUGCACGAAUGACAUUAUAUCCUCCCCCAGUAUCAAAUGGAAGCGGCGAAGAUGUGAUGGGCCAUCAAAUAUACGAUCGUGCUCGCGUAGAGAUUGUCAGAAUAUAGAGCAUAGCUGGGUACGAGUCCAGUGCUAUAUGUAAUCUCACGAGACACGUCAAAAAGGAAGCCAAAUGCAAGGCACAUACCAUGGUUGUUUGGGUAUUAUUAAUAGUAUAACAAGAGCAGGGCGAGUUUAUCUGGCAUCCACCCUGCGUCUUUUGUCGCUCUCAUACCGCUCGUCGUCGCGUGACGUACUGCGUUUACGACGCCGGUAAUCAUCUCUAUCAUUUUCGCGUCGUGGCGAACGUGACCGUGACCGUGAUCUUCGUCGACUUUGUCCAUCAUCUCUUGAUCGAUAAGAGUCCCUAUCCCUAUCUCUUCGAUCUCGGUGACCAUUGUCUCCCUCAUUUCGGUCGUCUCUCUUGCGAUCACCCAGAGGAAUGGCAUUGGCGCCGCCUGCGCUUCGUUCGUCGCGACGAAACCUGUCAUCGUCGGGUCUGAAACGCUCAUCUUCCUCGAAUCGUCCGCCGUCUCUCUUUCGGCCAUCGCCGAUAUCUCCCCAUCGGCCUGUGUCCUCAGUACGCAUGUCCCUGUACUUUGUUGCACCUUUACGGCCCAGCUUGGCCAUGUCGCGACGCUGCAGGUAUUCGGGAAGGGCCUCACGGUUCCGCACGUCGUCCUGGAUACGACUGCCCAUGAUAUCUCGCUUAUCCAGACCAGCAGCUUUCAUCUCGUCCUGGUAGAAUGCUCCCUUGUGUAGAUAACGCUGCAUGAAUGACAUUUUGCCCUUGCCCUCCUUUUCCUCUUUCUGUUGUGCCAGGAACGCCUCGUCUUCGGCUUGUCUUUCCUCCUCGGUCAGGUUACGUCGACGCUCAACUUCCGCAAGCUCCUUUUCACGCUCUUCGAUAAUAGCGCGGGCGCGCUUCAGACGUUUGAGUUCGCGAACGCGCCAAGCUGCUUCUUCAGCCUCUGGAUCUAGCCCGUCUGUUGUAUCCACAUCUGAGUCCUCGUUCUCGUCGUCAUCCCAGUGCUUUUUGCCUGCUGCGCGAGCGGCAAGAUCUUUUUUGAUUUGCUCUUCCACAAGCUCGUCGGCGGCUUUCUUGCGGGCCUCUUCUUCGGCCUGCCGUGCUUCUUCCUCUUCUUGCGCAGGAGUCUUAGCAUUUCCUCUUUGGCUCUUUGGUACGAAUUUGGGCCGAAUCAUUAAUCUUCGUGGCGCUUCAUCCUCGCUGCUCUCUUCUUCGGAUUCACUUUCCUCCUCCUCAUCGUCGUCUUCUUCCUCUUCACUUUCUUCCUCCUCCUCUGUCACGAAACCUUCUUCUGCAGCGAGGCGCUCAGCUUUUUCCUUGGCAAGUCUCCGUUCUUCGGCAGCUUCCGCUUCUUUCCUUCGAGCGUUGAGGUCGACUUUUCCUAGGCUGCCUGAUGAAAUUUUGCCCGCGCUGGUCGCUUUUGGUGGAGGUGGAAGCGCUGGCUCAUUAGACUCUUCGUUUUCGCUCGCGUCGGAAUCUGAGUCAGACUCUGCUCCUGUGGGCUUACCAGCGCGAUAACGCGCGGGUUUCACCGGGUUUGCUGUCAUUCGUUUAGGUGGCAUUGUGAUAGAACGCUGAGGAUGAGGUUGAGGAUGCGACGCAUGCUCGUGACGUUGAAGGCUGGUAGUGAAUAAAUUA
This is a messenger RNA of Fusarium odoratissimum NRRL 54006, 3786 nucleotides long. RefSeq names its product DNA polymerase alpha subunit B. The record is from RefSeq and is a predicted model, not a curated record. The coding region runs from base 167 to 2017 and encodes 616 amino acids. Gene Ontology annotation, biological process: DNA replication; DNA replication initiation. NCBI's taxonomy places the organism in Eukaryota, Fungi, Ascomycota, Sordariomycetes, Hypocreales, Nectriaceae. Gene Ontology annotation, molecular function: DNA binding. Gene Ontology annotation, cellular component: alpha DNA polymerase:primase complex. The transcript has 2 exons.